This is a messenger RNA of Tuber melanosporum (Perigord truffle), 1248 nucleotides long. RefSeq lists its product as uncharacterized. Gene Ontology annotation, molecular function: NADH dehydrogenase (ubiquinone) activity; quinone binding; 4 iron, 4 sulfur cluster binding. The transcript has 4 exons. The record is from RefSeq and is a predicted model, not a curated record. Gene Ontology annotation, biological process: electron transport coupled proton transport; aerobic respiration; mitochondrial respiratory chain complex I assembly. Lineage: Eukaryota; Fungi; Ascomycota; Pezizomycetes; Pezizales; Tuberaceae. The coding region runs from base 86 to 727 and encodes 213 amino acids.
AUCUCCCCACACCCAGUCUUAGCACUCUAGUUCACCACCUAGUUCACCACUUCUUCAGCCUUCAUCUCCACUCCACCGUACAACUAUGUUUUCUGCAACGCGUUCUCUUGUGCCGCGAUCGGCAAGAAUUCUACCAGCGACAUCCCUCACCACCCGGUCGCUAUCCACUCCAACAUCUCUCGCCCCACGCGAUUCAUCCUCCAUCGAUCGCUCGAAUAGACGGGAGGUCCUCCUUCCUAGUCAGGUGCCCAAAAAGGGUGUCAUGCAAUACGUCUUGACAUCCCUCGACCAAGUCGCGAACUGGGCCCGCCAGGGCUCCCUCUGGCCCAUGACCUUUGGGCUCGCCUGUUGUGCUGUGGAAAUGAUGCAUUUGUCAACACCCCGCUACGACCAGGAUCGUCUUGGGAUUAUCUUCCGCGCCUCCCCCCGCCAAUCCGACGUUAUGAUCGUUGCGGGCACGUUGACGAACAAGAUGGCACCAGCGCUGCGUCAGGUGUACGACCAGAUGCCCGAGCCCCGUUGGGUCGUUAGUAUGGGUAGCUGCGCCAAUGGAGGUGGAUACUAUCAUUACAGCUACUCGGUCGUGCGGGGGUGUGAUAGGAUUGUGCCGGUUGAUGUUUAUGUCCCCGGAUGUCCGCCGACUAGUGAGGCUUUGAUGUAUGGGAUUCUACAGCUACAGAAGAAGAUGAGAAAUACUAAGAUUACCAGGAUCUGGUACCGUAAGUAGAUAGUAUCCAACCUCGUGUUGGUGGAAGGAAGGGACAGUUUUUGGCCGCCGCUUAGUGAAGUGAGAGCCGAUGUGUACACUGCAACAUCAAGGGUUGCAUUUUUUUUCUUUCUCUCAUUUCGCUGGUUCAAAUACAGGAUUCCCUUUCUCUUUUACUCGGGGGUUGUGAUACCAGCGUAGAAUUUUGUUCGCGCCGAAAAUAAACAUUCGGUGGUUGUGCUAAGGGGUUGCAAUGACAACCCAAGCGUCAUUGAUGUACAGUACUGUACGGGAAGCUGCCCCCCCGACUCCUGAGAAGACCCUGAAAAGACCGCGUGAAAUCGUGGUUUGGAGGACACAUAGAUAAUAUUACUCUGGAGGGGAUAAUGAAAGCAAUGCUCAUAGGCAUUAUCCCCCUGGUUAUGCUCUAGAAUUGUUUGGGGGGAUUCGAUCAGGGGUUCACAACGCAGAGUUAGGGAUUGCUGUCUCUUUGGCAAUUGUCUGCUGUGGCGACAGAUAGGGAUUUCGCAGCCAUAUUUGUU